GUCAACAAAAUGGCAUGAGUUUGGCAGCCUUCGACAUGGCGAGCUGGUAGUAAUCGCAUCCUAUGCCCUAAUCUGAUCAAAUGCACCUCGAACAUACAAUUCACACAUUCACCAGGGCGACCGGUCCAUAUUUAUACACCACAUCUACUAGAACGUGUAUAAAACGUGACUGCCAACGCGAUAGUCAGAGGAGUGCGAUCACAGUCUUGGUGCUAAGUCCCCAUCUCCUUAAAGUACCUAUUUCAGUCUCAGUUCUUAGCUUGUUGGUCUUGAGUUAUCCAAAAGCACCUCAUUUCAUUAUAUUUUGUGUUUUUCCAUAUAUAUCAAACUUCCACCCACCAUCAGUUUCGAACGUUUACAAAUUGUGCUGUGGAGAAUCUCUCAAUGGCGAUUUCUCUCAAGUCAAAUUGCCGCUACCUCGUACAAGUCACCGUCUUAAUCUCCAGAAACUAGUGGUAUGAGCCCGAUAUUGGCCCUCAUUACCUUUACUAAACUCGGAAUGUCCAGUCAACUCAUGCUUAAUAAGACAAAAUAUCAGCAUGCUCGUGUUGCCUGGGAUAACUCCGUUACGUCGCGGCCCACAAGCGACAAGACCAAUUUCAUACGUCCUCUGCAAUUUCCUAUCCGCCCAUUGUCUCCCAACCACAAGCACGCAGUCGACAUACAUAGUUCUGAUCGACUUCAUAUUACUUUCAAUACGCAUUUUCGUCAAGGGCAAUGUGGCAACAAAGUUGCCCAGUCGUCAAGAAACUCUCACUUCUUGGCAGGGGCUCGAGUUUCUGUCCAUGGCAAGACCGUGAGAGCCUCGGACCCGCUGGGACGGUACCACAAAUAUCACCUUCGAGCCCGUCCGUGUCGUAUAACUUCGAGACCAUUUCGGAUUUCCCGAGCAAAAACACAGCCAGGGGAACUAAAGAGCACGGAUGGCAGACGAAGAAGCUUAGGUGGUGGAAGUGAAACACCAGUAUUACUUCGAGUUGAACGCAUGACCGGAGGCUGGGACGCUACAAGUAACUCUAUUGGGUCAUUUCGCAGCAGUUUUGAGCAAUCAGAUGACGACUCGGAAGGUACGACGAGCCUGACUUGGGAAGAAAGGAUAGCGAAUGGUUUAGGAAUAUGGGACAAUCCUGAAAAGAAAAGAAGCAGUCUGAAGGCUCUGAAUCCCUCUUCAGAGCAUGAAGCGAACCUGGACGCCAUGUCUCCAGAGUACUGGCACAUCCUUGGAGAUGAUGUCUCUUGGAUAGUGCCACACGAAAAUCAAGCCGACGAAGUCUCACCAGAACAGUAUUGGACUUGGAGCGUGGACAGACAGCAAUGGUUUCAUCUUGACGAGGAGAAAAAGGCAGUCGUCUGGGCUCCGAAAGAUUUCGGGUAGCAUCAAGGGUAUCUAAGAUAUAUAACUCACUCUUCCGUACGAAGUCAGUUUAAGGUACGCUAUCCCACUGAAUAAUGACUUCCAACUACUGGGCUACAAGCAUAAGUGACAAAGAUAUAGUUGAAGCACUGAUGGAACUCGUACUCCUUAACCAUUUUCAAGUACUGUCAGGUUGUAUACAGCUCUAGAAGAAAUAGUUAUUACUUCCAGGAAUAAUGGGUAUACACUUGCGCGUUUCUUUAUAAGUAUGCGAUUACUGUAGGUUUUUGUUUUGGG
Molecule: messenger RNA, 1651 nt
Organism: Pseudomassariella vexata
Lineage: Eukaryota; Fungi; Ascomycota; Sordariomycetes; Amphisphaeriales; Pseudomassariaceae
Exons: 1
Coding region: 458-1375 (305 amino acids)
Source: RefSeq, a predicted model, not a curated record